Molecule: messenger RNA, 504 nt
Organism: Yamadazyma jaroonii
Lineage: Eukaryota; Fungi; Ascomycota; Pichiomycetes; Serinales; Debaryomycetaceae
Source: the annotation of a GenBank genome assembly
AUGGCUCCAAAAAGUACAGCUCAAAAGAGAUUAUUGAAAGAAUAUCAACAACUUUGUAAGGAUUCACCUCCAGGUAUCAUUGCAGGUCCAGUUUCUGAAGAUGAUAUAUUUUUAUGGGAAUGUCUUGUAGAAGGACCUCCCGAUACUCCUUAUGAAAAUGGUGUGUUCCCUGCAACUUUAACUUUCCCCAAAGAUUACCCCUUAGGACCUCCUGUAUUGAAAUUCAACCCUCCUUUAUUACAUCCAAACAUAUAUGCUGAUGGAACAGUAUGUAUUUCAAUUUUACAUCCUCCAGGUGAAGAUCCAAAUCAAUAUGAAAGACCCGAAGAAAGAUGGUCUCCAGUACAAAGUGUAGAGAAAAUUUUACUCAGUGUAAUGUCAAUGUUAGCUGAACCAAAUUGUGAAAGUGGUGCCAAUGUAGAUGCCUGUAAAUUGUUCAGAGAUAAUAGACAAGAAUAUGAUAAUCAAAUUAGACAACAUGUGAUGAAGUCUUUGGGUUUAUAA